UCAUCUUUUGUUUUCAAAUAUACAUCGAGUUCGCCGGUUGGGUUGUUCCUCGUCGUACCCUUGUGCCUAUAGCACUUGGGAAGAAGAUUACAUACGAUAAUUACGAUAAUUAUACACGAGCGAUCUGUAGGUGAAUUUGCGAAAACUCAGUUGUAUGUGUUACACAUAAUCGCAAAAUGUCCAAUAUAUUUAAAUUAUUGGGCGAAAUCGCCGAACCUGACAGAAGUCAAGCAAUGAAUCCUAUUUUAAGAUCUAAAACAUUUCAUGAAAUUAAACUGAAUAAAGGCAUGGGAGGUACAAAACCAAAAGGGUUAUCAAUAAGAUCCAACUCUGAUAUGAAUAUAUCUCACAGCCCACAUCUUGGCAGUGCAAAGAAAAACAUAUAUGAUAACAAAGAACAGGACUGUAUGAAGCUGAAAGUAACACAACUAGACAAUCGCGGAUGUCCUGUAUCUCCAGGAAGGAAAACACUUGGAAAGAAGCUAACUUCGCAACCAGUUAAAUUCAAAGAGUCUUUGAAAGAAGGAACACCGAUUAUGAAAGAUACAAAAUCGCAAAAGACAUUGAAUGAUGGCAUUUUUAAGAAGCCAUCGCUGCCUAAAAAGAAUGUUAAAAAGUUCCGUGAACCAGAAAAGUUAGCAUAUUGGUAUGAUGCUCAAGAAGAAUUUGAUCAUGGCUACAUUGAAACUAUAGAAAAGGAGUUUAAAAAUUUGCUCUCCAAAGAGAAAGAGAAUAUAAAACCCAACAAAAAGGAAAAGCUUGUAUCAGAUCCAGAAAUGUUGGUUUUUUCAAAUAUUCCAAAACUUGUUCUCGAUAAAUCUUUCGAGGAUUAUAAAAAAUUAUCACCUGUUGACCUACCAGAAAUGUCUGACUUAUCUGAUAUCGACAACUUAUAGUUAUAAAAUAAUCGUCUUAAAGUUAAAUCAAUAUUAUAGUAACUUAUUUCUUUUAAUUUAAUACAUAUUUUUAUAUAUACUAAUAUAAUUAGACUUAUAAUAGCACCUGUGUGCAUAAUGUGUUAUUUCCGCAUAAUUAAAAAAAAUUGAAAC
Linepithema humile (Argentine ant) is the source of this 1049-nucleotide messenger RNA. RefSeq lists its product as uncharacterized. NCBI's taxonomy places the organism in Eukaryota, Metazoa, Arthropoda, Insecta, Hymenoptera, Formicidae. The record is from RefSeq and is a predicted model, not a curated record.